Bacillus rossius redtenbacheri is the source of this 7029-nucleotide messenger RNA. Its product is annotated as ADP-dependent glucokinase. The transcript is spliced from 8 exons. Gene Ontology annotation, cellular component: endoplasmic reticulum. Gene Ontology annotation, biological process: glucose metabolic process. NCBI's taxonomy places the organism in Eukaryota, Metazoa, Arthropoda, Insecta, Phasmatodea, Bacillidae. The coding region runs from base 204 to 1625 and encodes 473 amino acids. Gene Ontology annotation, molecular function: ADP-specific glucokinase activity. The record is from RefSeq and is a predicted model, not a curated record.
GAGGCUUAUAAAUAAAUAAAAAAAAAAAAACUUCUUUGAGUGGGGGUAAAGAGGUUGAAAAAAGAAAACAGAAACCGGUAGUAGAGUAGCAGAAGUUUGAGUAGAAGUAUAUUAGUUGAUUAAUGGUUAUGUUGUCUUAUACAAAUUCGGUAAAAUCAAAUAAAUCUGUUAAAGUGUAAAAUAUUGAUAAGUCGAGUCCGAAGAUGUCAGGACUUGUUAAAACAUGUGCGUUUGUGUCAGUGUUCAUCGUAUUUAUUGCGUUCUUCAUGAGAAAUAAUUUCGAUGAUGAGUUACGAAGUAAACUAAAUAUUAUUCUUGAAAGCUUGGAAAGGGUUGAAAAGGAACAUUCCGUAAUUUCUAAAAAAGUAGCCAUUGGUUACGGUGCUUGCCUUGAUUUAUUUGUGGAUGGAAAUGUGUUGUUACCCUAUAAUGAUUUGGGUAGUAACCCAGAACAUUUUACUGACAUUAGCUCAAAUAAGGAGUUAUCAAAAACGUAUGCAUAUUUUUAUAGGCAUGGAGCUGCUGCAGAGCGCUAUGUGUCCAACUCUUCGUUGUUUGACGAGCUGGUCAACAGAGCCUUUGCGACUGCAGGGAGCCAUUCAGGACUGGGCGGGAAUGCUCCGGUGAUGGCAUCACGUUUUGCUCAUGAAGGCUGCAAAGUACUUCUGGCUGCAAAAAUGUCACCAGAACUACAAAAGUUUCUCCCACGAGGUGUCACAGUUGUCGGAGGAGAGACCUCCAAGGAUGACGUGCACCUAAUACUGGAGUACAAGGCAGAGGAACGCUGGGGCCCCCACGUCGCGCCCCGAGCAAACAGGUUCAUCAUCCACAACGACCGCAACAACCCGACGGUCAGCUCCGCGGAGGAGUUUGAAAAGGCGCUGGCGGGCUUCCGGCCCAACCUCCUGGUCGUGGGCGGCCUGCAGAUGAUGGACAACUUCCCCUUUGCACCAGGUGUGCGCAAAGCAAGGCUGCAUAAAGUGCGGGAGCAAAUGUCAUCCCAGCCCGCCAGCACCAAGGUCCACUUUGAGAUGGCUUCCUUCGCGGAGUCAGAGAUGCUGGUCGAGUUGACGCAAAAUGUCAUUCCGUUUGCAGACUCCCUGGGCAUGAACGAGCAGGAGUUGGCAAACCUGCACAGCACACUGGUGUACGGGAACGUGAGUCUGGUUGCUGAUGCCAUCCCCCGAGUGGCAGUGGUCCUUGACCAGAUGAGGCAUGUGUUCAGGCUGGUGCGGGAAAGGAGCGGCACGGUGCCGGGCGGCCGCCUGCUCACGAGACUGCACGUCCACACGCUGGCGUACCAGGCCAUCAUGACCAGCGCCUCCUCCCCGUGGAGGAACUCCAUGGCCGCAGCCGCCAAGGCCUCACUCACCGCCAACCGCCACGUCUGCGGCUCUAAGCAGGUGGACGUGGACAAGGCAACGCUGAUAAUGGACGAGAGCUUCUCCACGUCUGUGGCCCGGGGGUCCCAGCGCGUGCCCUUGGAGCUGGACCACCCGGUGUCGUGCUGGAGCGAGGGGGAGGUGCAGAUCUGCGUGGCCCCGGUGCUGGUGUGCACCCGGGCCCACCAGACGGCCGGCGGUGGGGACAACAUAUCCUCGGCCGGGCUCGUCCUGCAGCUCUAGUGGGCCACUUCCAGCAUUGACUUUGAGAUACAGUUCUUUGGUUUUAAAGCUAUAGCACAUGAAAAACCUAUAUGCUCACAUUCAAAAAUUAUGUUGUUUUGAAUAAUUUCACCUGCACGUGUAAUUAAUAUCAUAUUAUAAAUUACGCAUGUAAUUUGAACAUUGGCAGUUCAAGUUCUCUUAAAGAUAUACCCUCUAUAAUACAAUGCGUUGACAUGCACCAAGUUUUUAGCAUUAAGAUGAAUAAUUAGAAAAUCUUUUCAGUAACUGUUUUACAUAGUGACAAAAAUUCAUUUGAGAAAGUUUAUUAAAGUGGAAUCUUCUAGGCCUGUGCGAAUAUUCAAAUUUCAAAACAAAUAUAUUAUUAUCCGUAUUCAAUUCAAUUUUGAAUACUAACAUUUCGAAAAAGCGAAUAGUCAGCCAUUCACAAAUACAGCUGUGCGAGAUCUCGAAACUCUGUAAUAAUUUUGGGAUCACAGAAAUUUUCUCGUAGAGUGGGGAAAAAACUUCAACGGGAUUUUUGUAUUGUGUUGCGGUUAUUUAAGUGGAGUUUGUUUUGCUACAUCUGGCUACGUAAAUUUUGAGAAUGCUAAUACAGUAAAGCCGGAUUUAACACAGUAAUUCGGAACCAUUACUUACUCUCAAGUUAUCAGCUAAAGGAGGGCUUCCACCACUUUGAAAACAAUAUCCUUGAUUGAAAAGUGAAAUAUCCUGUAAUAUCCUUGUUUUGAAUAUAAAAUAUCCUGUAAAAUCCUGUACAUUAAAAAAUACAAAAAAAUAUGCAAUUUUUAGGAAAAUUACCUGAUCAUAAUGUACGUAAGUAUACUUCAAUCAAAACAAUUCAAUUUUUAACACUUUUUACAAGUAUUUACACACACACACGUAGCCUACACUUCACCACUGGCAGUAUUUAAAUAUCACUUUUUCAGAUGUUUUGCCCUAUUCCUCAUUUCUUCUGUUGGCUGGAAUUCUGCCAUAUUCUUCCUAGAAGAGAUAUGCAACAAAGCAUUUAGCAUUAGCGAUUCAAGACAUGACCUGUGCGCUGUCUUGAUAAGGUUGAGCUAACAAAAUAUCUUUUCCACCCCUGCAUUGUUGUGUGGAAGAAUAAGCAUUGCCUUUGCAAGUUUACAAAGCAGUGGAAUACAUGUUUUCCCAUUAAUUUCAUACUGUGACACUUUAUGCCAGGCCUGCCACCAAAUUAGGUUCCUAAAUCCUCUUUACAGCAUUUAAAAAUCCUGUAAAAUUUAUAGCCGUAACUGACAUAAUUUAUUUUUCGCUGUAAUUUUAAAUACCGGUAUACAUUGCAUUCCAAAACAUAAUUUAAAAAAAAUCAAAUGAAUGUAAAAAUUUUUUGAGAUUUGUCGCUUACAUUAUAAAACUAAUAGUUGGUAUCACAAUAAAAUGAAAAGUAAUUUAAAAAUUUCUCUUCAGUAUAGGUUUUGGUGCUUUUCUUAUUUACAAGCUGUAAAUACAUCCAUACAACUGAAGUUAUUUACAAGUUUAAAAAAACAAAUGUAUUUCACAUCAUUAACUAGCUACUUUUUCAUGUUCUGUGCUCUUUUCCGCAUCUCGUCAGUGGGCUUGAAAGCCAGACCUGCAGAUGUUCUUAUUCUGCAAUGCAACAGCACAUUUAACAUUGGUGAUUCCAUUGACAAUCUGUAAACAGUUUUAACCAUCUUGAGAUUGCUGAAAACCCUUUCCACAGCAGUUUUUCUCCAGUUGCAGCACCACUCAAAGCCAUUACUUUGUACAGAUGAGUUUCAACAAUCGUAGAUGGAAAGAACCUUGCUAACACUACAACCUGCCUAGUGACUGUAACAUCAGUUGAUUCAUCAAUCAUCAGUGUGAAAAAUUGUGUUUUCACUGCAGCUGAUGUACCCAAAGAUUGAAUAAUUAUCUGGCUAGUUUUAGUUCGAGAAAGUUUCUUGCGAUUUCACUAUCUGGAAACAUUUUCGGGACAAGUUUCGUGAAAUUAUCACCGAGUUUCACAGAUAAAUUGUUUUCACAAACUAAGUUCGACCAUAACAGUUCCGCAUCAAAUAUUUUGUUUGGUUUGGUUACAAAACUCGUCAAAGAACAACUCUGAUCAGCAGCUCGUUGGUUUUUCGCAUGAACUUGCGUCUUCAAGCCGCCCUUUGUCACGUUCAGUUCCGAGUUGCAAGUCGAACAAACUGCGGAAAAUUCCGUUUUGCCACGCUUCAACCAUUUCAAUUCUUGCUCCCAUUCUUUACGAUAACGCUGUUUAUAAAGUGACCUGUCCGGCGAAGCCUUUCGUUUUUCUCCAUCACAAUCAGCUAAGACCAAAACUACUACUUAAAUCACGUAAGAAGUUUGUAAACAAAUGCCGCACCUAAAACAUUGUAACGGAAAAAAUACCAAUGUUUACUGACGCCAUGACACUUCUUAGUGUUUAACUCAACAAACAAAAAACAUUUCCCCCGAAACCAUAGAUAUUGUACUUCAUGAAAGGAUAUAUGGGAGUAAAAGUUUUUGGUUUGUGGUUAAAUGAUUGGAAGUUCCAUGGCGCUACACGUAAUGUGAGUGUUUGCUUUACUGUUGGAUGCUUGUAUGGUUUGACAACUUCAUAGGUAGUUGAAUGUAAAUAUGUACACGAACGAAAUUCAAAUAUGAAAAUAUCGGCGAAGCGUCGUAAAUAUCUGUGAAUGUCGCAGUUUAUCCGUUAGUCCGUUUUAAGCUUCAAAUAUCCGUGAAAACAGAUAAAAUCCGUAAAAACGGCAGGCCUGAGCUAAAGUAUUUCACUGAGAAGAGUGUAUGGCAGGUCGUUAAAAACAGAUUAGAACUGACAGCAUAUUGAUCAGGAUAAAUACGUGUCUGUAAAAAUCAAAAUUUCAUGAGUCAUAAAGUUCAAUUUUCUGAUCACAGGGUAGAAACAUGGUAUGCCUGCUCUGUAGUUAGUUUCGUUCAAAAUGUGGCAGUGAAGAGAAAAAAACUUGUAUCGAUCUCGAGGUAAACAUCUGGUCGCUUACUCACAGCAAAGGCUCCUAAAACCUAACAACCUUUGACAACAUUUUUGUGGUGGAUAAUACACAGCGAAUGGCAAUCAGAUGCAGGCCCACACUAACACUUUGGUAGUGACAGCUCAGGCAAUUAUCUUCUCCUUUGUGCCACCCCUCCCCCUCCCAAAAAUAAAAAAUAAAAGGGGGGUAACACUAAGAGGAGGGAACACUGAACAGAAAAAGAGAUGAAUAUUCUUAACAGCUACUGUGUUCCUACACUUAGGUUAAAAAACAACUGAUAUUCGCCCAGGCCUACUAUCUUCACAUUACUGAAUAGCUCAUUUAGAGAAAAUAUUGCCUUAGAAAAUUUUAGUUAUAAUGAUACUUGUAGUUACGUUAUGCAGUAAUGACAGACUAAGGGCCAUUUUCACAUUGCCUUCUGUUCUUUUAAUCAAGUUGUUAUUAAAUGACAAGAUUUUAUGGCGGAUUUUGAUAAAACCAAAAAUAUGUUGGUAUACAUUAAGUUUGUACUAAAAUAUUGGUAUUAAAUUGGUAGCAAGAAAUUAAUUCUACUUGAUUUGAACUUUCAUCUCUUAUCAAUGCAAAUUUAUGUUUAUAAUGACCUUGGUACAUUUUAAAAAAUGUAAAUGCUUGCAAAAUUACUUUCAUUGCAUCUCCUUGAUUUUCUUGUUAUGGGAAAAAAAAAGAAAAAAAAGAAAUACGUGCACUGUAUAACCUCAAUGCAGUAAUUAAAACUCAGAUAACUUUAAAUGCAGCUGUUCUUUCAUAGUGUGUGGCAAAAUACUGGGGAAACAAAGUCAGGUUACAAAUAUUUUGAGAGAGCAAUUUAAGGUGGUUGUGGUUUUAAUGUUAAGUGAGUUUUUGCCAGUGCCUGGCUGUAAAUAACAUCGUAGAUCACAAGAGUACCUAGUCAUUCCUUUCCCAUGCCUUGACAGCUGAUACGAAGUGCGGUGCCUACUUGCGUGCACCACAUGGUGGUUUAGCCUGUCUGUGGGAUUAUAAUGCAUAGUUCCACUUAUAUAUAUGUGUGUGUACAAACUUUGUAGCUUAUGAAUACGGUAGUGAGGUAUUGUGUGGUAAAACAAACUGUUUUAAUGAGUUAUUUAGUGGGUACAUCAUAAAUUAUAUUAUUGUACAAAACUUUAAAAGUUUUUUUUUUUACAUAGCGACAUUCCGUAAAACAGUAUUUCAGUGUUUACCAUAUACAUGAUGCAAAUAUUAACUGUGUAGGUGUGUACCAUGUUGAUAAUAACAGACUGUCUUACCCAAAGUUCAGUUUUAUAAAAGUGAGGUAUUAUUUUCCCCAUUUAUAAAUUUGAGGUUAAUAUUUUUGUUCUGGCAGUAGUAAAAUUUUUUUAAAGGAUAAUUUUGGUUUUUGUUAGAGGUAUAACUUGUUACAUAAAAAAACAUUAUGAACUAUUUUAGUACUUGUCUCGAAUAAUUGUUGGCAAUAGCUAAGUUAUGGAUGGAACUGUAAAAAUUGGAUUGCUUGUUCCUUAAGACUGUUAUAUUUCUUUAUAUUUAUGAAGUUAUAUAAUGCUUUUGGUUAAUACAAAAGCCUGAAGAACAGUUUUAUUUAAAUCCUGGUGGUGAUGCAAUGUUUUGACAUAGUGCUUUUUUUUAAAUUUAUAUAUCAUGUGUUGUAGCAAUAGUACUAACAUAAAUUUAUAAUGUAAAAUAUUCUAGUAUAGCUAUAUAGCUGCCUUGUGCUAUUCAAGUGCAUGUUCCUUCACGUGCAUUUGAAUGUAAUAGUUCUAUUGAUACCAUCAACGAAAAUCCAACAUUCCUUACUUAACCUAGCAUUGCGAUUGUAGGUACCAUUUUUUUUGUUGAGGCAUACCUUGCAUCUGAAAAAUGAUUGUUAAUUUUUGUAACAUUUGUGUUUUAAGAAAAAAACAUUUGAGGUAAAAAUUGUUUUGUUGUACAUACUUUGUAAUCAGGCAUGAUAUUAAAUGUGACUAUAAAUGUCUGGUGUUAAGUAUAGGAUUAUAAAAAAAAAUUGAGGGCCUGUGUGUCUGAACUCUAUAGAUGACUGUAAAAAUGUUAGUAUGUACUUUGAUUCCUGAAUAGUUUUUUCCAUAAAACGAUUAAGUUUUAUUUGCUUGCAUUGAAUGAUAUAUGCUCGAAAGUAUAAAUUAUUUUCAUUUUGAGGCAAAUUAGUUUAUUAUGAUAUAAUACAUAUUUUAAUCAAUCUGUAUUGCUUAAUUUUUUUUAAGAAUUUACUUUUUAACUACACUGUUUGCUUGUGCAUACAAUAAUGCAUAGAGACCUGAAAAGCAGGGAGGUUAUGGCUGUGCAAGAAUUAUAUAGUACCUGUAAAUACAUACAUAUUACAGAAAUGUAACCAUAUUGUAAAUUACUGUACAUUUGAACUAAAUUUUGUACACAAAUUUAAUUGCCUAUGAAAUAUAAGUAUGCAAAUAUCA